GAGAAAGGAGGCGUCCGGGAGCUCCAGCUGGCGCCCCGUCCCGGGCAGUGCCUCGACAGCCGACCGCUGGGUCUGGGUGAGAGCAGAUCGUAACGACAGCCGUCAAGGCACUCUCCUUCGGCGAACGAGACCGAGCCUAUCCCGGGCAGCGAGCGGUAUUUCCAAGGCUUUUCUAAAAUGGGCUGGGGGAUGCCCCUCGCCUCCGCCCCUCUCCUCCUCCUCCUCCUUGUCUCCUGCACCCUCGGCAACAAAGCCAACAAGCACAAGCCUUGGAUUGAAGCUGAGUAUCAAGGCAUUGUCAUGGAGAAUGACAAUACGGUCCUCCUGAACCCUCCACUCUUCGCUCUGGACAAGGAUGCACCAUUGCGCUAUGCAGGUGAGAUCUGUGGAUUCCGGAUCCAUGGUGCAGGAGUGCCUUUUGAAGCAGUGAUUCUUGACAAAGCCACAGGCGAGGGGUUGAUCCGGGCAAAAGAGCCGGUGGAUUGUGAAGCUCAUAAAGAACAUACUUUCACCAUCCAAGCCUAUGACUGCGGUGAGGGUCCUGAUGGUGCCAACACCAAGAAGUCCCACAAGGCCACAGUGCAUGUGCGGGUGAACGAUGUCAAUGAGUUUGCUCCAGUCUUUGUGGAUAAGCUUUAUCGCGUGGCCGUGACAGAAGGAAAACUCUAUGAUCGCAUCCUGCGGGUAGAAGCUAUUGAUGGUGACUGCUCCCCUCAGUACAGCCAGAUCUGCUACUAUGAGAUCUUGACUCCUAAUGUCCCCUUCCUGAUUGACAAUGAUGGGAAUAUUGAGAACACAGAGAAACUGCAGUACAGUGGAGAGCGCCUGUAUAAGUUCACAGUGACAGCAUAUGACUGUGGCAAGAAACGAGCCUCUGAUGAUGCUGAGGUUGAAAUUCAGGUGAAGCCCACCUGUAAACCUAGUUGGCAAGGUUGGAAUAAGAGAAUUGAGUACAUCCCUGGAACAGGCAGCCUUGCCCUUUUCCCCAGCAUCCAUCUGGAGACGUGUGAUGAGCCUCUGUGGAACAUCCAAGCUACUGUGGAGUUACAGACAAAUCAUGUAGCCAAAGGUUGUGAUCGAGACAAUUACUCUGAAAAGUCACUCCGUAAACUCUGUGGUGCUGCCCGAGGUGAGGUAGAUCUUCUGCCAGUGCCAGGCCCCAUGGCCAACUGGACAGCACGCCUCUCAGUCCAUUACAGCCAGGACAGCAGCCUCAUCUAUUGGUUCAACGGCAGCCAGGCAACUCAGGUGCCCAUGGGCAGUGGAACUGGAGCUCUUGAAGGACUGAGUGACCAUUUUACCUUGUCCCUGUGGGUGAAACAUGGGGUGGUGCCAAACAAGGGCAAGAAGGAGGAGGAGACGGUCAUCUGCAGCACCAUGAGGAGCGCCGUUGCUGGAGAGUGCAAGACCUGUCAAGUUCCUCUGGAAACUGGAGCAGGUCUGUGAUGACGAGUGGCACCAUUAUGCUCUGAAUCUGGAGUUCCCCACCGUUACACUUUAUGUAGAUGGUGUCUCCUAUGACCCUGCUCUGAUCCAUGACAAUGGUCUCAUCCACCCACCGCGACGUGAAUCUUCCCUCAUGAUUGGAGCAUGUUGGGCUGAGGAGAGAAACAAGGAAAAAAUAAAAGGGAAUGAGAACUCCACUGAUUUGGGACAAGGAGACUCUCUGCCGAUUCAUCACUUCUUCCAUGGUUAUCUGGCUGGCUUCACUAUUCGCCCUGGCAGCCUUGAGAGCCGGGAGGUGAUAGAGUGUCUCUAUGCCUGUCGUGAAGGGCUGGACUACAGCGACUUUGACAGCCUUGGCAAAGGGAUGAAGGUGCAUGUCAACCCCUCUCAGUCCCUUCUUAUUUUGGAGGGGGAUGAUGUGGAAACUUUCAACCGGGCAAUUCAGCAUGUGGCCUAUAUGAAUUCCCUGCGCUUUGCUACUCCUGGAGUCCGGCCUCUCAAACUGACCACCGCUGUCAAGUGCUUUAGUGAAGAAUCGUGUGUCUCUAUACCAGACGUGGAAGGCUACGUGGUUGUGCUUCAGCCAGAUGCUCCACAGAUCUCCCUGCGUGGCAGUUCCCACUUUGCCCGGCCUGCUUCUGACUUUGAAGAUGCGGAGGGAGUUCUCCUUUUCCCCGACCUCCAGAUUUCUUGCUCCAUUUCACACCAGGUGGAGGCCAAGAAAGAUGAGAGCUGGCAUGGCACAGUGGCAGAUACACGAAUGUCAGAUGAGAUUGUUCACAACCUCGAUGGUUGUGAGAUCUCCCUGAUUGGAGAAGAAUUGGAUCCUGAACGAGAAUAUCUGGUCUUGGAUGGAGCCUCCCUCCAGCAGCGAGGUCUGGAACUCAUGAAUACUUCAGCCUAUCUCACUGUCACAGGGGUGGAGAGCAUAGCUGUGUAUGAAGAAAUCCUUCACCAGAUCUCCUAUUGUAUCCACCGUGGAGCAGCCCUUUAUGAAAGAAAGUUUCGUCUUUCUUGCACUGAGAUGAAUGGCCGUUACUCCAGCAAUGAGUUCACUGUUGAGGUGAAUGUCCUCCACAAUAUGAAUCGAGGCGCUCAUCCCAACCACAUUAUGAGUGGCCAGCAGUUCACGCACCGAGGCCACCAUCUGCCUCCAGAGCUUUCUGGGCACAGUCUGGCUAAUGUCCACCGUAAUUCUAUGGUUCCUAGUGCUGCCACUAUAAUCAUUGUGGUGUGUGUGGGGUUCCUGGCACUGAUGGUCAUCCUAGGUGUGCUGCGCAUCCAUUCCUUGCACAGGCGAGGGAGUGAACGGGAGGGUGCCGGGGAGUCUGCGGGAAGCCAGGGGAGUGCCAGGGCCAAGGAGAACGAGAUGUUCUGGGAUGACUCUGCUCUCACCAUUAUUGUCAACCCCAUGGAGUCAUACCAGAGCUGCCAGGAGAGAGUAGCAGAGGCCAAUGAAUCCAAAGCCAGGGAAGCAGCUGAAGAGGAAGACAGCAGCGAUUCUGAAUCACCCGAUAGCCUAGCCAGCAAUGCCAUUGAUGAGCGGCGCAUUGUGGGCAAGCAUGAUGCCUCUCGUCGCUACUAGAGGGAUAUAGUGGAUGGGAUAAAAGCGGACCAUCACCAAAAGGUCAUGCUUAUAUUUAAUAAUUGGGGAUAUGGCCUGUUUCUACACAUUUUCUCUAUUUACAUUUUACUCCCUCCCCUUCCUCCUGUUUUCUCCAUUGUUUGCACAGUGGAGUGGCGAGGACAGUUUUGGUGCAUGAGGCAAAAGACGUAGUUGGCAUCUUCUCCCUCUAAAUUACUAUGGGGGGGGGUCAAUCUUCAAGGAAGUUCCUUAGCUCAUUGAAACAAUUGGGAGCUCUGAAAGAGCAUUACUGUAUAUUUUAUCCUGCGUUAGCCAUUGAUUUUGCUCUGGUUCUGCUCUGCCUCUUGAGGUUAGUGCUUCCCUGGGCCCAAAGUAUAUCCAUUUUGAUCUUCAUUAAAAACAAUCAAACAGCAGGGCUCAGAAGAAGAGCCCUUCUCUCGCCUAAAAUUCCUAAUUCUUCUCAACUUACAAGUUUUUUGCUUGGACUGGUGGGGCAGGGCCCCCUGACUCAAUUCCCAGUUUAGGAUUGCCACCACACUUGAGAAGGAUGAAAUGAAUUGGCAUGCUAUGUAAGCAAAGCAGAGAGAAAUGAGAAAGUAGCAGGGACAACACAAGGGGUACAUCAGAAUUCCCAAAAUACUAUAUAUAUAUAUAAUAUUGUAUAUUUUUUCAAUGUUGUUGUUUGAGAUUCUUGUUUGAUGCAAAGAAACAAAAAAAAAAAACCUGCAGCUUGUGUCGCUUUGUAAAAUUGUCAAUAAUAUUCAAGCAAGUGAAGGAAAUAUGAUAUGGAAAAGGGAAUGGAACACAUUUUAAAAUAAAAAAAGGAUUUUAAAAAUGUAUACUCUGGGUGUUAGAGCCUCUUUCUUCAGAAAUAAAUUUUGUUGUCUUGCAAAUGCUUUUACCUGGUUUUAGUUAAAAUAGGGCAAAGGAAUACAACAAGUCAGCAGAGUUUUGUUCACCGUUGAUCAUGUCAAAGGUCUCCUUUGUCUAAAGUCUGUGAAUUGCAGGAUUUAUUUGGCAAGAAGAACAGUAGAAUGUG
Messenger RNA from Thamnophis sirtalis, 4070 nucleotides. The record is from RefSeq and is a predicted model, not a curated record. NCBI's taxonomy places the organism in Eukaryota, Metazoa, Chordata, Lepidosauria, Squamata, Natricidae.